AUGAAAGCGAUCCAAGUCUCAAAAUACGUCUCGGAACCGCGAGAGCUUACCGUGACGACGCUCCCAACGCCCUCCCCGCACCCGACGAAAUACCUGAUCAAGAUCCGCGCCUGCGGCACAAAUUUCUUCGACAUCCUCCAGGUCCAGGGGAAAUACCAGCACCAGCCACCCCUGCCAUGGAUCGGCGGCCAGGAGUUCGCGGGCGUCGUAAUCGCGACGCCCACGACCCGUGAGGGUUCCAAGAGCACGGUCGCGAGCAGCCUCGACGGUACGGUCAGCACACAGACGAACCACAAGUUCAAGGUCGGGGACAGGGUGUUUGGGGCCACGCACGGCGCGUACUCAAGCCACCUUUUGGUGUCUGAGGACGCCAUGUUCCCGAUCCCUCCGGGCUGGAGCUUUGUCGAUGCCGCAGGCGUGUAUGUCACGGCCCCGACGUCUUACGGUGGCCUCGUUGUCCGCGCCGGCGUCAAGGCGGGUGACUGGGUUCUCGUGCAUGCCGGCGCUGGAGGUGUCGGGCUGGCGGCAGUACAGAUUGCGAAGGCGUACGGUGCCACCGUUAUUGCCACAGCUGGGUCGGAGCGCAAGAGGCAGGUCUGCUUGGACUAUGGAGCUGACUACGUGGUCGACUAUCGAGACGGGACUUGGCCUCAGAAAGUGGUUGCGCUGUGCGAGCAGCACCGAACAGGCAACGGGAAGAAAGGGGUGGACAUCGUAUACGAUCCCGUCGGCAUGAUCGACCCCUCUAUCAAAUGCAUAGCGUGGAACGGCCGACUCCUCGUCAUCGGAUUCGCCGGAGGCACCAUCGAGAAGGUGGCCAUGAACCGGGUCCUGCUCAAGAACAUCAGCAUUGUCGGACUGCACUGGGGGGAAUACAGAAACAAAGAGCCGGAAGCAAUACAAGAAGCCUGGAAGGGCAUUUUCCAACUGAUCAACACAGGCAAAUUGAGGGGCAUGACCUUCACCGACAAGCGGUACAACGGUCUAGAAGAGGUUCCCAAGGCCCUGACGGACUUGGGUGCGCGCGAUACAUGGGGCAAGGUGGUUGUCGAGCUGGACGAACACUACGGAGAGGACAGCAGGAGCAAGCUAUGA
This is a messenger RNA of Fonsecaea nubica, 1095 nucleotides long. RefSeq lists its product as hypothetical. The coding region runs from base 1 to 1095 and encodes 364 amino acids. The transcript is spliced from 2 exons. Gene Ontology annotation, cellular component: mitochondrion. Gene Ontology annotation, molecular function: zinc ion binding; oxidoreductase activity. The record is from RefSeq and is a predicted model, not a curated record. Lineage: Eukaryota; Fungi; Ascomycota; Eurotiomycetes; Chaetothyriales; Herpotrichiellaceae.